AUGCCGUCGGGAAAGUCGAGCUCUUCGCACAAGUCGAAAAGUAAAACGACGGCGGCAGAAGAAGCGGCUCUGCCCACCGUCACCGAACAGAAGCGUGACAGUGGCGAGGACGGGUCGUCGACCGAGACGCGGAAACGCCACCACAAGCGUUCCAAAGCUGACGCUACUGACAAAAAGAGCGCGUCCAGCAGCAGCCCUGUCGAAGGUGCUACCAGUAAGCCAGAGGCGAACGGCGACGGCGCUGUCCCCAACACGACCCGCCGCACCUCAAAGCGUGAUGCCAGCCCCCUAAAGGCGAUUGAGGUCGGCAAGACGGGCGACGCUGCGGACAGCGUCGUGGAGACAAUGCCCGUCGUGCGCCCUGCGCAGUCCAACGGCGCCCCCAACGGCGUGGCGGCCAGCGCAACACCCAACGUGGCGGCCAGCGCGAUCCCCAACGGCGUGGCGACCAGCGCAACACCCAACGGCGUGGCGGCCAGCGCGACCCCCAACGGCGUGGCGGCCAGCGGGGCAACGCAAGGCGGCGUCCCUGCUGUUGCGAACGGCGUUGUUGCAACGCCUGCCGGGGCUCAGACGAAACCCGUUUCGAGGGGUUCCCCCGCGGCGCCUCGGGGCAGCCACACUUCGCCAGCGGCCACGAGAACCCCCGUCGGCACGGCUCAGCCCACCGCCGCGGCGCCCACCUCCAAGACGGUGUCCAACGGCGUGACCCGUCCUGCCGGCAUCAUGACGAACACACAGGAAAACAGCACCCAUUCAGACCCCGAGGAGAGGCGCAACUCGGCCCCUGCCGGGAAGACUUCAACCACCGCCGGGAAGGACGCUGCCACCGCAAACAGCUACGGCAGCAUGAACGGCCCACAGUACGCCAGCAUCGGUGAGAACGGUUACAACAGCACACUGGGCCCCCAGGGGUCAAGUAGGUACAUGAACAGCGCCUAUGGCGGCGGCAUGCAACCAAGCAGCGGAUACAACACCGAGAACGCACCAAGUGCCUAUGGCAUGCAGGGCAACAGCGCGUACAACAUUGGUAACGCACCAAGUGCCUACGGCAUGCAGGGCAACAGCGCGUACAACGUUGGUAACGCACCAAGUGCCUAUGGCAUGCAGGGCAACAGCGCGUACAACGUUGGUAACGCACCAAGUGCCUAUGGCAUGCAGGGCAACAGCGCGUACAACGUUGGUAACGCACCAAGUGCCUAUGGCAUGCAGGGCAACAGCGCGUACAACGCCAAGAAUGCGCCAAGCACGUACGGCCUGCAGCAGCAGCAAAGCAUUGGCGGCAACGCCCCCGCGAACAGCUUCUUUGGCGACAACAAACCCACGGAAAGCCUCUACGACAGCAAGCAACCCAACGCAAACAGCAUGUACCAGAACUCCGCGUAUGCCGGCUCAGCCUACGGUUUAGGCAGCGUGUACGGAAUGCGCGGUCAAAAUGGCUACGGCAGCAUGGGGAGUCUGGGCAGCUCAUACGGCAGCAGCAUGUAUCCCUCGAUGCACUCCAGGAACCUGUACAACCUCGAAGCCUCUGGGCGGUACAACUCUUUGCGCCUCGGCUCGGACUACGGAUCCCUUACAACAUUGGCCGCGUCAGCGCCCGCUCAAGCUUUCGAAGCACGGGUGGAUAUAAGGGGCCCUACGGGCUUUUUUCUAUGCCUACCUCCGGCCGGCAGACCGGCAGCCGCCAUUCCAGCUUUAUGGGCCCUGACGGCUUAA
Bactrocera neohumeralis is the source of this 1716-nucleotide messenger RNA. Its product is annotated as mucin-1-like. NCBI's taxonomy places the organism in Eukaryota, Metazoa, Arthropoda, Insecta, Diptera, Tephritidae. The coding region runs from base 1 to 1716 and encodes 571 amino acids. The transcript has a single exon. The record is from RefSeq and is a predicted model, not a curated record.